Rodentolepis nana is the source of this 342-nucleotide messenger RNA. Lineage: Eukaryota; Metazoa; Platyhelminthes; Cestoda; Cyclophyllidea; Hymenolepididae. The record is from the annotation of a GenBank genome assembly.
AUGCCUUCCAGUUCUAGUAAGGAUUAUUAUGCAUAUGAUAUGGUUACAGAUGCAAUCGAAUCUAAAAGAAUUGUAAUAUUUACUAAGACUAACUGUCCCUAUUGCAAAAAGGUCAAUUCCUUAUUUCGCAAGACAUUAGAUCGGAGGGAUUACGAUGAUCAUUAUGAAUUAAUAGAUAUUUCUGGUAGUCAUUAUGAGAAAGAAGUAAUGGACACUCUCGAAGCUAUUACUGGAAGGCGAACAGUUCCACGAGUUUUCAUUGAUGGAGAAUGCAUUGGUGGAUACGAUGAUACCAGAAAAUUGUAUGACUCGGGAAGGCUUCAAAGGAUGCUCUACAAUUGA